Messenger RNA from Synchytrium microbalum, 852 nucleotides. RefSeq lists its product as uncharacterized. The transcript is spliced from 4 exons. The coding region runs from base 1 to 852 and encodes 283 amino acids. NCBI's taxonomy places the organism in Eukaryota, Fungi, Chytridiomycota, Chytridiomycetes, Synchytriales, Synchytriaceae. The record is from RefSeq and is a predicted model, not a curated record.
AUGGCUACGAAGGUCCAGCAAAUGUAUGAAUAUCCGCCUUUCGCUAAUCUAUUGAAGCAUUCGGUGUCCCAAAAGACUGCGUCUGCAAACGACAAGAAUGACUACUGCCUGAUGGCGUCUUGCAAUGCAAACGGAUCUCCGUGCAUGAACAAGGUUGUCUUACUCGACAUACUAGCUUCUGAUCCCAGGAUCUUACUCUUUGCAGGACAAGUAAAGAACGCCGAUUUGAUGGCAGUCUGCAAGGUCUCUCCUUCACAUGAGAUCCAUGUAUCGCGAGGAGACGAUGUGUUUAUAUUGUCUGGAAAGAUAAACGUUGUUGCAAGCCAUGUGGUUUCUUCAAGGUUUCGUCCACCAAGAUUGAUUCAACUGCCAGAUGACGCUUCAGAUCCAGACGAGUUUUGGGACAAUGAAAGACUACGACAAUGGAAAAAGUUGAACCAAGGAUUUAGGUCCACUUUCACCUGGCCGAAUCCAGGAGAAAUUGCAAAACCUCGCUUCUCGCAUCUCAUAAGCACAGUAGACGUUGGAUUCCGAUAUCUCAAACUCGACGCAAUUACAGAGACAAAGACACCACAAUCAUCGAUUAUGGGAGCUCCUGGUGUUGCUGGGAAUAAUGGGAAGGAAGGCGCUCGAAAUAAUCUAGGAGGGAUGAUUGGGUCCACGAGCGGCAUACCGCUUUCGAGAGAUGAAGAACUUCGUAUGGUGCAUGAUGCAGCUUUAGACAACUUUGCUCUCUUGGUCUUUAAGAUAACACGAGUAGACCAUCUCGACCAGUCGGAAAUGCCGCCUAGGCGAACACUGUUUGAAAUGUCAAAAGAUGGAACAUGGAGCUUCUCUGAAAUCAACCCAUAG